AUGGAUCUCCUUGCUUCAGAGUUUGCUAUGAAGGACCUUGGUCCUUUGAGUUAUUUUUUGGGUAUUGCUGUCUCCCGUCAUGCAGGUGGUUUGGUUUUGUCUCAGCGCAAGUAUGCUGAGGAGAUAAUUAAGCGUGCCAGAAUGUCAUCUUGCAAACCCUCUCCUACUCCAAUUGAUACAAAACCGAAGCUGAGUGCCCUUUCUGAUUCGUCAUGCUCCGAUCCUUCUCUCUAUAGGAGUCUUGCUAGUGCUUUACAAUAUCUCACUUUUACUCGCCCAGAUAUUUCUUAUGAUGUGCAGCAGAUUUGUUUAUUUAUGCAUCAGCCUAUGGAUGCGCAUAUGCAGGCCCUCAAACGUGUUGUUCGAUACGUUAAGGGUACUAUUGAUCAUGGUCUCCAUCUUUAUCCAUCAUCUAUUUCCACCCUUCUUCCAUACACUGAUGCUAAUUAG
Beta vulgaris subsp. vulgaris (sugar beet) is the source of this 450-nucleotide messenger RNA. RefSeq lists its product as uncharacterized. Bases 1 to 450 code for a protein of 149 amino acids. Lineage: Eukaryota; Viridiplantae; Streptophyta; Magnoliopsida; Caryophyllales; Amaranthaceae. The transcript has a single exon. The record is from RefSeq and is a predicted model, not a curated record.